Grus americana (Whooping crane) is the source of this 6394-nucleotide messenger RNA. RefSeq names its product SMAD specific E3 ubiquitin protein ligase 2 (gene SMURF2). The transcript is spliced from 19 exons. The record is from RefSeq and is a predicted model, not a curated record. Gene Ontology annotation, molecular function: ubiquitin protein ligase activity; protein binding. NCBI's taxonomy places the organism in Eukaryota, Metazoa, Chordata, Aves, Gruiformes, Gruidae. Gene Ontology annotation, biological process: negative regulation of BMP signaling pathway; ubiquitin-dependent protein catabolic process. Bases 313 to 2574 code for a protein of 753 amino acids.
CCCGCCGUGCGGCUCCGUCCCCGGCUUUGUUGUGCUCGCCGCCCGGGCUCCGGGCGAGGGGGCGGGGAAGCGGAGGGAAGGGAAGCGGGGAAGGCGGCCGCGUCUCCUCCUCCGCCUCCUCCUCGGCCCCGGCCCCGCUCAUGGCGACGCUGGGCACAUCCGGGCUUCUCCUCCUCCUCCGGCGGCCGCCGCUGCCCUGAGCGCCCAGCCCGACUCCAUUAGCGCCUCCCCUCCCCCCGUCUCCCUUCCCGGACCCAGAGGCAGGGGGAGCCCCGGGCAAGGCAGCGCCGAGCCCGCGGAGCGGCCGGGGACAUGUCCAACCAAGGGGCCCGGCGGAACGGGCCCGUCAAGCUGCGACUGACAGUACUGUGUGCAAAAAACUUGGUGAAAAAGGAUUUUUUCCGACUUCCUGAUCCAUUUGCUAAGGUUGUGGUGGACGGAUCUGGCCAAUGCCAUUCUACAGAUACUGUGAAGAAUACACUUGAUCCAAAAUGGAAUCAGCAUUAUGACCUAUACAUUGGGAAGUCGGAUUCAAUAACAAUCAGUGUGUGGAAUCACAAGAAAAUUCAUAAAAAGCAGGGAGCUGGUUUUCUGGGUUGUGUGAGACUUCUUUCAAACGCAAUCAACCGCCUCAAAGACACUGGUUAUCAGAGACUGGAUCUGUGCAAGCUUGGGCCAAAUGACAAUGAUACUGUUAGAGGACAGAUAGUAGUAAGUCUUCAGUCCAGAGACCGAAUAGGCACAGGAGGACAAGUUGUGGACUGCAGUCGGUUAUUUGAUAAUGAUUUACCAGAUGGGUGGGAGGAGCGGAGGACUGCUUCUGGAAGGAUCCAGUAUUUAAAUCAUAUUACACGAACAACUCAGUGGGAGCGACCCACACGGCCAGCAUCUGAAUACUCCAGCCCUGGCAGGCCGCUGAGCUGUUUUGUGGACGAGAACACUCCAAUUACAGGAACGAACGGUGCAACCUGCGGGCAGUCAUCGGAUCCCCGGCUGGCAGAGAGGAGAGUCAGGUCACAGAGGCACAGAAAUUACAUGAGCAGGACACACUUGCACACUCCUCCCGAUUUACCUGAAGGAUAUGAGCAAAGGACGACUCAGCAAGGUCAGGUCUAUUUUCUGCAUACUCAGACUGGUGUUAGCACGUGGCAUGAUCCAAGAGUACCUAGGGAUCUUAGCAACAUCAAUUGUGAAGAGCUUGGUCCACUGCCUCCUGGAUGGGAGAUCCGAAAUACAGCAACAGGCAGAGUUUAUUUUGUUGACCAUAACAACAGGACAACGCAGUUUACAGAUCCACGGCUAUCUGCUAACUUGCAUUUAGUCUUAAACCGCCAGAAUCAACUUAAAGAUCAGCAACACCAGCAGCAGCAGCAGGUAGUGUCCCUGUGUCAGCUUCCAGAUGAGGCAGAGUGCCUGACUGUGCCGAGGUACAAGCGAGACCUAGUGCAGAAACUCAAGAUCCUGAGGCAAGAGCUGUCACAGCAGCAACCUCAAGCUGGCCAUUGUCGUAUUGAGGUCUCCAGGGAAGAGAUUUUUGAGGAAUCCUACAGGCAAGUCAUGAAGAUGAGGCCAAAAGACCUGUGGAAACGAUUAAUGAUAAAAUUUCGUGGGGAGGAAGGCCUUGAUUAUGGAGGUGUUGCCAGGGAGUGGCUCUACCUACUGUCUCAUGAAAUGUUGAAUCCAUAUUAUGGUCUCUUCCAAUAUUCCCGAGAUGAUAUCUAUACAUUGCAGAUCAACCCAGACUCUGCAGUCAACCCGGAACACUUAUCGUAUUUCCAUUUCGUUGGACGGAUAAUGGGGAUGGCUGUGUUUCACGGACACUAUAUUGAUGGGGGCUUCACGUUGCCUUUCUAUAAGCAGUUGCUAGGGAAGCCAAUUACUUUGGAUGAUAUGGAAUUGGUUGACCCUGAUCUUCAUAACAGCUUAGUCUGGAUACUUGAGAAUGAUAUCACAGGAGUCUUGGACCAUACAUUUUGUGUAGAACACAAUGCAUAUGGGGAAAUUAUUCAACAUGAACUGAAACCCAAUGGCAAAAGCAUCCCUGUGACAGAGGAAAACAAAAAGGAAUAUGUCAGACUUUAUGUAAACUGGCGAUUUUUACGAGGAAUUGAAGCUCAGUUUCUGGCUCUACAGAAGGGAUUUAAUGAAGUAAUCCCACAACAUCUGCUGAAGACAUUUGAUGAGAAAGAGUUAGAGCUCAUCAUUUGUGGACUGGGAAAAAUUGAUGUUAAUGACUGGAAGGCAAAUACUAGGUUAAAACACUGUACCCCGGACAGCAACAUCGUGAAAUGGUUCUGGAAAGCUGUGGAGUUUUUUGAUGAAGAGAGGAGAGCGAGACUUCUCCAGUUUGUGACUGGCUCAUCCAGAGUGCCUCUGCAGGGCUUCAAGGCAUUACAAGGUGCUGCAGGCCCACGACUAUUUACAAUACACCAGAUUGAUGCCAGCACUAAUAAUUUGCCGAAAGCUCAUACCUGCUUUAACCGAAUAGACAUUCCUCCUUACGAAAGCUAUGACAAGCUAUAUGAGAAGCUGCUAACUGCCAUUGAAGAAACAUGUGGGUUUGCUGUGGAAUGACCCUUCACAGGCUUACCUGAGACUCUAUUUAUACUCCUGUCAGCCAGAAAGCCCUUCCCUCAGCCAAGACUCAAGAAAUGCUUGAAAUACAGGAAACUUUCCCUUUUCUACACUAGGACACUGGGAGGGAAAGGAUAACUUUGGAAUUUUUUUUUUAAUUAUUUUUAUUUCAAGAAAAUAGGUUCUGUGGUUCCUACCAUAGAAUCAUUCAGCUGCUAUUAAAAAACUAAUAUCUUGAACAUACAGAAUGCUGACUUUUCCUACAUUUCAACAGUUAAGCAGUAUUCUAUACUUAAAGACUACUACUAUUUUUGUAAAAGGUAAUCUAUUAUAUUUGCCUACCUGAUUUCUAUUCUCAGAUACCAAGACACAACUUCAGCAGUCGGUACAAGUCACGUUUCAGCCUGUUUUAAAUGUAUGAUACUGAACAGCAUCUAUACUUGCUAUUUUUGGAAAAAAUAUUUUGGAUUAUUCUAACUUUGCAUAAAAUUGGCUGAAAGAAUCAUUAAUCUUUUUAAUUAAAGCCACUUACAUGUUAACUGCAUUUUCUUAUAGUAAAACAUUAUAUUCUGCAAUGUAAAUUCAACUUAAAUGUUACCACAGGGGGCUUUUUUUAUAUUUUUGAAGCAUGAAUUACAAAUACGAUGUUUUGGGGUCCUAUUUAUAUCACUUGUCAGAUUCCUUAAACAAAAUUUCUAGUGUGAGUGACACAUACUGUCUUUGGUACAGUACUUGUGUUAACAUGUAGAAUAGACCUUUUUUAAUGAACAGUAGACAUUUUGAUUUUUUUAAAACAGCAUUUUUCUAACAAGUCUGUCAAGAGUAUUUUUUGUUGCUUUUGACUUUAAAUUUAAACACUGCAUUUUUCAACUUUUUAACCAUGCUGAUGAGGUGAUAUUUGACAGCAUAAGCCUGUCAGCAGUUUGUUUCAGAACCCAUCCUGUCCAGUCAACCAAAGUUUCUUUGAAUGCAGCCAAAUCAUAUUAUAUAUUUGUUGAUGCUAAAGAUUUAUCAGGUAAAACAUGUUGUAAUCUUUGUCUAGCUGCUCACGACAUGUGGGUUUAAGUUACAACUAAGGAAAAAUGGUGUAUUAACUGAAAUAUGUGUAAUGUGCUUUGAAAAUGAGGUUUUAAAAGCACAUAAUUUAUUGAUUGUAGGGAUGGAAGUAAGUAUAUAUAUGAAUUAUAACAUGGGUUGAUCUCUUCAAAGGGGAAUAAAAUGCACUACCAGUAGAGGGAACUGAACUUUUUGAAGUUAGUUUGGAAAUUCUCAGUUAAGAUCUGUAUGAUCUGCUCGUGGUGUGUAGAUAAAUCAGUCUGCUUAAGAGAUGGUGGCAUUCUCCUCUCAGCGGUGAGAAUAUUUGGAAUAAGUAGCGGUUUUUUUCCAAUCAGUGUUGUGUUUCUUUAACUUAGGUUACAAUUAAUCAUCAAAUCUGCACUAUUUUUACACUGCCAAUGAGAAGAAAGUCAAGGGUAUUGAAAAUGCUAAAAGAAUGGGAUGUAAACAGCUGUUCCAUUUUUGCAGUGUAAGUCACACAGAACUAGCUAAUUUUCUGUCUCUUCUAUGGAACUUGAACUUAAUUUUGUUCUGCCAAAUCUGACUGCCACAGUGAGUAAACUACUACUGGAUGUUGUGUAUUAGAAUAGCGGGCAAUGGACUACUUUUGUAGAAUUGUGGUAAGAAUCUGGUGAGCCAAAUCCACAUGUUCAUUUGAUUAUUUUUUUUUUUUUGUACAGCUGUUGCUGGAAGGUUUGUUCUAAGAGACUUGCUUCCCAUUCUGGGCUGGCUGCAGAGAUGAGGCUACUUAGGGAUGUAAACAUAAAGCCAAGAAACUUGCUUUGACAGCCAGGUUUGAAAUAUAUCAGACCCUUUUUUUUCUUCAUUUCAAGGGACUAUUGCACUCAUGUAAAAUGGCUGGUACCUUUGCAUCUACAGUUGGAAUCCCUAUUUCACAGCUUUCAGGUAAUACUCUUACCAGAGAAACUACCACUAUAUCUGUCCAGGUUGCCUGGGAGAGCAAAGUAGGUUGUUGCCCCGUGUGUUUCUUGCUCAGUACUGCUGCCUGUGGUUGGGACCACUGCUUUAGACACUCCCAAAGACCUCUUCUCACCCCUCCAAGUUUUGAGGUAUGAUGUGAAUUGCAAUUUGCAGAGAUUUUACAGAGACAGGUUCUUUUGACCACUGUUCACAGGACAGAGACUCCAGUGUUCUAUGACUGAUUUUUUUUUUUUUUUUUAACCUUUUUCCCCGCCCUGCUCUUGCUCAGGCUUAUGGCUGCAGCCUCCCUGGUCAUGGAACAUGAAAAAUGUAAAAUCCCGUUUGAUCCAGCUUUCGGGAGAAGUCAGGACUUUGUUAGGCGAUUCCAAGGGGAAGGGAUGCUGCUGUUCCCAUUGCACCAGGCAGCUCACCUCAGCACUAUUCAAAGACUGUCUCUGUAGCGUCUCCUGACCAUGUCAUCUGUAACCGCCUCCCAGGAACCUUCUCCCUGUCAGCCCACUUAGGCUGGUAAAUCUUUGAAUGUGUAGUUAUGGCCACCCUUAUGUCAUCAAAGCUUUUUUGAGGAGGGAGGGGAUGAGCUCUGCAGAAUAUAGACUCUAGAUCAGCUGAUAAAUACCAUUCAUUUUCACAGCAGCCUUAGCAGUACAUCUGUUUGUUCUACCAAACAGUUUGGUAUGGCAUAGAGAAUUUUUUUAACUGCCACAGAUAAAUAUUGUAAAUUUUUAAUAUAUUAUAGGCAAAACUAGACAAAUCUACGUUUGACUUUCCAUAGCUGACAGAUGAGGAUGAAUAUACCAAGUAUUCUGAGUGCCUUUCUACCUUCAUAAUGACUGAGAGCUUUACCUAAAGCACCUCAUCACCUAGUCAGAUGUUUAUCUGAAAAUGUUAAAGGGUUGAUUCCUUUGCAAAACUUAGUUUCAAGAUCAUGUCAGCUACUUUCCCCUCAAAAAGGUGCUAAGCCUAAUAUUGCAUUUUAACCUUGGACUUUCACCCCAUGAUUAAUGUGAAUAUUUAUUUCAAUGUGUCCCUCUUACUGGGUUUUACUUUAUCCAGUCUUUAGUUGUUUUAGAGAGAUGUCACAUCAUGGUUUUAUGCUGUUGCUUUUCAUUAUGAAUGUUUAAUUAUGAACAGUGACUUUUGUAGAUUACAAAUAUACAGUACACAGUUGAGUUUCAGAGGAUUUAAUUUCUCGGUGUAAAGAGUUUUGUAAUGGUGCUUUGUACAGUAUGUAUUCUAAUUUUUUUGCACAUAGUUUCAGUUUCCCUAAACUGAUUUAUUUGUACCAAAUUUUUGUGUUGUACUAAAGUCCAGAGCACACAAGCCGUUUUUAAAUUCUUGUUCUACAACACUACAUCUGUAUUGAACUUCUGGUGCGUUUAAACUGGCUGCAUUGAUGGAAGUAAAAGCUUUGCUUCUAUAUCAUAAGUAUGCAUCAUACAGCUUAAUGUAGCAUGCUCCAAUUGCUUCAGAUUUUAAACAGCACCAUAUAGUUAACAGGUGCCAUUUGUUGUACUUUACACUAUGUAGUAGGUUUCUGGCUCUACCACAUCCUCAGAGCUUUGUUUGUAGUUGUAAUUAGUUUAUACAAGUGUAAUUACUCCUCCACAAACUGACAGUUCUUAGUUUAUCAUUUCCAUUGUAUUUAUUACAGAGUGUUUUAGCAUUGAUAUCAUUGUAUUUUCACCCAGCUGUUACAUGAGCUUUAACAAAAAAAAAUCUGUAUAAAAUGGUUUUUAAGUACUUAAUGUAUGUACCCAUGCAGAAGUUGAGCAAUAAAUUGUAUGCUGUUUGCACUGUCACAGCAUCAAUGGUUUUAAAAGUU